AUGCUGCAAAUUUCCCUGCUGCUGCUUUUAGGAUGUGCUAACGCAAAGAUUACUUGUCGUGGUCUAGCUGAUGAACCUGUAGACUGGUACAUAGUCUACAAACCUCCAGCAUCUAAAUCUCCUAUUCGAUUUUAUUAUAUGGAUCCAAAUCACCGUAACUGGACCUUGGCUCCCUUUAGUAUUGAAAGCGAUCAGAGCGCUGUAGGUGCUACUCUCAAAGACUUCUACAGACAUGAUCAGGAACAUUUCGUUUUUGCAUACAAUGAUGAUAGUCCGUCAGGGAGUGUUGAUUCAUAUCGAGGGCAUAGCAAAGGUGUUGUAGUGUUCGAUCAGGAAAGUGGAUUUUGGAUUAUUCAUAGUGUACCAAACUUCCCAGCAGUAGGUACAUACACCUAUCCAUCGACUGGUAUUAGAUAUGGCCAAAGCUUCCUCUGCCUUUCGCUUCCCUCAGAAUCUCUUGGUGAUGUUGGUGAACAUCUUCGAUAUGUCCAAGCCACACCGUUCUUCACAAAUCUUCCUGAAUUUUUCAUCUUGAGGUUUCCAGUGUUGGUCAAUAUUGUAAAGAAGCAGUCGCUAUCCAAAUCGGAGACGGUUUUUACAAGAGUUCGACAAUUUAAAACGGUUGGAGGGCAGACCUUAAGAAGUUUCGCGAAACAUAAGAAAUUUGGUAAAGGUGAGUUCAGAUGACG
Molecule: messenger RNA, 689 nt
Organism: Strongylus vulgaris
Lineage: Eukaryota; Metazoa; Nematoda; Chromadorea; Rhabditida; Strongylidae
Source: the annotation of a GenBank genome assembly